AUGCUUGCACUGAACCUGAUUCUGUAUUCACAGGUCUCUGGUGUAAUGAGCCAGAACAUUGUGCAGAAACUGAAAGGCCUGCACUUUAUUAGUCCCCUUAUAAAAUCACCCAAAGUCAACAUACAGAGGAACACAGUGGCCUUGGUAGGAAACCUGACCAAGAACCCAAACCUGCACAUUGCCAUAGUUCAUAAAGCCCUCCCAGAGCUGCUGGGCAUCCUCAGCGCAGGCACCAAGGAAGGAAAUGAGUCCGAUGACACACUGUCGAUGGCCUGUCAGACCUCCAACUGCCUGCUUAUGAAUAAGCCUGAGAUGGGAAAGCACCUGGUAAACAGCACCCUGAUAAGAUCCCUCAACGAUCUCAGCAAAAACACACAUUUACCCAAAUCCAGCAAAACCGCCUCCGUGCUUCUCUACAACCUCUGGUCAGACAAGGAUUUACAAGGCUUCUUGAAAAAGCAAGGGAUGAGUAAGUCCUCAUUUGUGAAUGACAUCACCGCGGCGGCACACAAGUCGGUUCAAGUCGUCGAAUGACAGGAAAGCUUAAUGUCCCGGAAAGUGAUUAAAGUCACCUCAACGCACAGAGGCUGAGCAGCAUCCUUCCUCAUUUCACAUGUCACACAAUACAUGUUUCUAUUAAAUAUUUCCAUCAACAUACAGUAGCUCUGACAAUGCUGCACCUUUUCUUUGUGGGGAAAAAAGGUGAAGGUUAAGAUGUUCAUUUUGUGUCUGGAUUCUGCCACAAUGUGCUUGCUUUAUUAGAUAAUAACAUACAGGUUUAGAUGUUGUGUUUGCAUAGAGGUUUCUGUUUUUAAAUCAUGAUACAACAUUGUGUAAAAGUAAUUUUGAUUAUGUAAAAUCAACAUGGAGAACAUUUCUCUGUAGUUGGAGUUCAUCGUUUUUAAAGAAACAGUGGCACUGUUUUAGGCAGUGAUGUGUGUUUACAUUUUGUAAUGGCAUGGCAGGUCUGUGGUUAACCACUCUUCUUUUUAUAUAUGUGUGUGAUCCUUAAACAUUUGUAUUAUCAUGAAUCAUGUAGUUAAUAAAGCUAGCAGACAUAUACUCUU
Molecule: messenger RNA, 1067 nt
Organism: Notothenia coriiceps (black rockcod)
Lineage: Eukaryota; Metazoa; Chordata; Actinopteri; Perciformes; Nototheniidae
Product: plakophilin-1-like
Exons: 4
Coding region: 1-534 (177 amino acids)
Biological process (GO): cell-cell adhesion
Cellular component (GO): cytoplasm; adherens junction; plasma membrane
Source: RefSeq, a predicted model, not a curated record